This is a messenger RNA of Salmo salar (Atlantic salmon), 4631 nucleotides long. RefSeq names its product brain expressed, associated with NEDD4, 1 (gene bean1). The record is from RefSeq and is a predicted model, not a curated record. Lineage: Eukaryota; Metazoa; Chordata; Actinopteri; Salmoniformes; Salmonidae.
ACAUGACUGCCGCUACCCGCUUGUCAUCUAAAUUAAAUAUCAUGGCAUUAUAAUACUGUAUGUUGGAUAACUCAGCUCUGCAAACGAGCUACUACGUUCGCAGCCAUGGCGGGACAUAGAAGAUGCUUCUUGCUGCAAAGUGUUUGAUUUGACGGCUUUUGAAGGCAUUUGGUUGACAUGCUCGAUGGUUACACUGUGAAUUUUAGAAAAACUCUAGUAUUGUCGAGUAUCUACCGGAAGUUUAAUGAGUGAUAUACAUGCUAUUUUGGCCAGGUGGGCAAUGUCUCCGGUCGACGGCACGCGUGUUUGAGUUGGAAUUUAGACCAGGGAAGGUGUUCUGAGCGUUUUCACACCAGAUAUUAUGUGGCACCGUAAGAUAUCGUAACCCUUUUAAUCACGAUGUUUUCUUCGAAUUAAACAAGUAAUAUUUCUGCUGGCGUUGGGUAGGUAGUCUAUCCGAAAUCGAAGGACAAGAAAACACCUGCAUCACAUGGGGAUAUUUUUAUACCGGUCGGUGGCUCUAGCACUGCACACUCCCCUUGUCUGUGGCACCUCAAACGCCAUUGAAGUUGUCAGCAACUACUCCAACGCCUAUGAGGACAUCGCCCUUCUGUGCAGAAGAGAGGAGCUCAAGUUCGGCACCUGCCUCAUUAACCGGCUGAAAUGUUACUAUAAGAAGGACUGUGGAAGGGAGUACAUGUUGAUGAAACUAAUCUGCUCAGUUCUGAUGAAAAGGGUCAAGGGGAUUUGAGAAGUGCCACUAAUGGCUGAAGUUGGGUUUCUGCCUCCUGAGCUGACAUGAAAGAGUUCCACCCCGUGUAUUUAAAAAUUCUAACGGGUUGAGGAUUAAAUAUUAAACACUGCAGACUUGAGAAUCUAUUCCUCCGCUGAGGAAUGAAAAUCUUGGGAGUGUUCCUGACCUGCGGUCCACAGAGAGUGAGCUCGAACCAGAGCAGUGCCCAUGAGUACCCAGACUGCCGUGAUGGGGGCAGCGAGGCCAGCCUGCUGGUGUCACCGCUGGUGGUGGCUGGCAUCGUCAUCGGCCUGGUGCUCUUCCUGUCCUGCGUUACCAUCAUCGUGGGCAGCCUGCGCAAAGACAGCCGUCUGCGCAACCCCCACCUGCGGGCCAGCUAUGCUCCGGAUGGCUUUUCGUACGGCGGCUCCAUCGGGGAGCUGAGGUCAACGUGUAUCGAGGAGUUCCCUCCAGCGUUUGACUUUGACUCCUACGUGGAGACUCUAUCACAAGUCAAUGUGAUGUAUCCAGACUCCCCGCCUCACUAUGAUGAAUGUAUGGGACCUGGUGCGACACAGAUAUAUGUCCCCACAGACGACCCUCCUCCGUAUUCCCUCACGGACCCCUGCCAGCGGGGCCACCAGCAGGCCACCUACACCAGCCUGGAGAUGGAGGAGCCGUCUGCUGGAGCUGGAGCCUCUUGGGUGUCCGCCAGCAGUGCCGCCGCCUCCCACUACCCAAUCGGACUACACGAGCUCCGGCAGCAGCCAAUAUCCUCCAUCUCCCUGUCAGCGUUCCCCCUGGAGGAGGCGCCCCCGUACGAGGUGGUGGUGAGCAGGCAGAACCAGCCCAUCCCUCUGAUGCCCAUGGACCUGCUCAAACACCCCUCAGAAGACAGCCAUAGUCCCCAGAGAGCCCGGGCUGUCGCACACAGGAUCCUGUAGAGCUGACUGGGCUAGUCCUCUCCAAUGCUCUUUGUGCAGACAGCCACACACACACACACACACACACACACACACACACACACACACACACACACACACACACACACACACACACACACACACACCUCCCAGUCUGAGUAGGACAGCCUAACUCUCUUCUGCUUCUUCCAGUGUCCCUUUGUGCAUGACAGGCAGUAUCAAAAGAGAAUUACUUUCUGGACCGAAGCUGAAAGUUUGGGUUGAACCUGAACUCAGUCUGCGCCUUCCUCUCCUUCCCCUACCUCUUGGAUAAGCUGUGUCCCCCGACUCUAAGAUGUUACCCGCACCAAUCCUCACUCUAUCUCCCUUUACUACUGGGGCACUGCCAUGAAAUCACAGGGCUACUACUGGUAAACUGGGGCUGGAAGUAUGGUAUUUCUGUCCAGAAGGAAUUCACUUCAUACUGUACAUUGGUCUUAGGUUAGGAGGCAUUCAAACAUUUAGGAAGCAUUAUCAAAGUCUGUUUUUAGCACACAAAAAAACAGUAGAGUUAACCUGGAGUGGUUUCACAUAGAUAUUCUGUAUGUACUGUUGGUUUUUGUUGUGUUGUAAUGGAAUUGCUCUUGAUAGAAAACACCAUAGAAAGAAUGACUCAUUUCACAUUCCAUCACAUAUCCAUAUGGUUUGAUUAAAAUGUUCUACAUGAAAAUAAUAUUUGAUUUAUAUUUAGCUGACUUUAGGACUCCCACAGUCUGUAAAAUGUCCAGUAAUUUCAACUGCUAAAUAUACCCCAGUGUUAUACACUCUUAGGAAAAAAGGUACUAUCUAGAACCUAAAAGGGUUCUUUGGCUGUCCCCAUAGGAGAACCCAACACUUUUGGUUCCAUGUCGAACCCUUUCCACAGAGGGUUCCAAAAUCCAAAAGGGGUCAACCUUGAACCAAGAAGGAUUUGCCUAUGGGGACAACCAAAGAAAUCUUUUGGAACCCUUUUUUCUAAGAGUGUUGGUAUUUUUUUAAUAAAUUAUUUUUGUGGUAUAUGGUUUUAUAUGGUUUCUGGAUAUAAACAUGUUCAUAUGAGCUGGAAAUACUGUCUAUUCUCUAUAAUUAGGUUUCCCCUCUGGGGGCUGAGGUCCAUUUAGAUCCCAACUGUUCUGUUUCAGUCUCCAAACGUGCACUGCCACACAUUCCUCUUCUCUCUCUCACUACUCCUCUUUUGUGAAGAGCUUUUUUGGGUGUUCACAAGCUAAAUUACUAUGAACUUGACCCAUUCGCCAGCUAACAUCAAAGUACAAUAUAGCUUGUAGCAGAGAUACAAUGCUAUUUGACAAUUGGUGGGAAGGAAAAAUUAUAUUUGCACACAGUUUACUGUGAUGAGGGAUUUACUAUACUUUAGUACUGACAUCUUUGAUAUUAUAAUAAAUAAACAAUUCAUUUUUUUUCCUAAAUAUUAUUCAGCCUAAACACAUUGUAUUUUUCAAUAUGCUGGAAUAUUUUUAAUGCUUCCAAAUUAUUAUCCAGUAUUUAGUUUUUGGUUGUGAGUAUUCAUUGUACAGAUAAACUGUCUUCAGUUGAACUGUUUUUACAUGUCUGUCAUCCAUAUAUAAAUGGUAUAAAAAUGACUGUGCCUGCCAAGCACUAAGUCUAAGACUGUUAGACUGCGGCUAACAUUGUAGCCACAAUAACUUGCAACUGAUUAACAAAUCAAGAGCUUUCCUUUUCCUAAUAGCUUGUUAUUUUUCAAGGCUUGUGUUACUUUGCUAAGUUAUUCAGAUAAGUCUAUGUUCAUCAUUGAAACCCCAGAUAAAGCACUCUCAGCGGAAAAUAUGACAUAGUGUCCUUAUUUUGUGUAUAAAACCGUAUUUGUGGAGUCAAUGACCCCCUGUCACCUUUGCAUUUGGCCCCAGAACUUGGUAUCUCUGUUCCAGCCCCCCUCUCUUUCUCAUAGUCUCCCUAAUUUAUCUUACCAAAUCCCUUAUUGUGAAGUGAUAUCCUCACUGAUGAACCCUUAAAGAAUAUUUUAUAUAUGAAUUAGUCGCAUGAUUGCAUUGCUGGCAUUGUGGAUAAAAGUUAUAAAGAGAUGAGUAUUUAUUUAGAAUAGCUUUAACAAUAAUGUGUAUAACUGUGGAAAGACUACUAUUAAAUAGUUGUUGUGAGAUUCACCAGAAUGUAGAUGUACUACAACACAGAUGCUUCGCACUAGACAGAAUCGUCUAAAGAUUAAAGAUCAACGGGUUAUUUUUCUUGCGUUACAGUCUUGUGCCAAUCAUCAUCGAAUGGAUUUGACUUUGAAGAGAGUUUGUUAAAUGGCUUUUAAAAACCAAAUGCUGUUCUCGGCACUUGUUAAUACAUAGUCUAUUUGUGGUCAGAAUUGUCAUGUCAAGCCCUAUAAAUAAAACAAUGUUUGGGCUAAAAAUGAUGUGUUAAUAACUUGACAAUGAGCAUUUAUGCUUAUUAUUAUGUAGCUACUGCAAAUCUAGCGAUGCUAUACAAUGAUAAUGAUGGGCUUGUGUUUCAUCAACUGAAAUCUAAAAGUGCAAUGCAGUGAAUAGUGCAACGUGUUAGAUUGUGUGCAUCGUGACACACUCAGAGUCAUCUAGAAAUGCAACUUUACCUGCCUUUACAAGUCAGUAGAAAUGCACUGUAACUGUGUUGGAAGACCUAGUCCAAUACCUGUUGAGGUAAAACUGCAAUGCGGUUCACUCUGGUCUUACAUGCUGUUUUGUCUUUGUCGUUUACUUCAUUUUGGUAGCCCAAUAGGUACAUGUCCAACAUAAAUGUGAAAUUAUGUGUAAUACUGUACGUGUACACUUCCAAUGUAUAGUUUCCCUAUAAGUCCCACUGUUGUGCACAACUGUCCUGUGUGACAAAGAUUAUUGUUUCCUAUAAUCACAGUCAUCAACGUAUAUCCAUGUUUUGUAUUAGAGCUUUUAUUAAUUUCUUAUAUUGGGGAAAGUAAAUAAAUUUGACCUCUAUGA